CGACAGCGCCCUUCCCAAUCUCGCUUCCGCCUGUUUAUAGCCUCGCUCCCGGCAUCCUUUGCCCUCUUCUACCAGCUCGGUCCAACAUGGGACGCGUCCGAACUAAGACCGUAAAGAAGGCCGCUCGGGUCAUCAUUGAAAAGUACUACACCCGGCUGGGCAAUGACUUUCACAGCAACAAGCGCGUGUGUGAGGAGAUCGCCAUCAUCCCUAGCAAAAAGCUGCGCAACAAGAUCGCUGGGUAUGUCACACAUCUAAUGAAGCGCAUCCAGAGAGGCCCCGUCAGAGGCAUCUCUAUCAAACUGCAGGAGGAGGAGAGGGAGAGAAGGGAUAACUAUGUCCCCGAGGUGUCUGCCCUAGACCAAGAGAUCAUUGAGGUUGACCCUGACACCAAGGAAAUGCUGAAGUUGCUGGACUUUGGCGGACUAUCCAACCUGCAAGUGACCCAGCCUACUGUUGGGAUGAACUUCAAAACGCCACGGGGGGGUGGUGUUUAAUUGUUUGUAUUAUACAAUUUCCAAUAAACUUGGAGACCAAA
This is a messenger RNA of Bufo gargarizans (Asiatic toad), 538 nucleotides long. RefSeq names its product ribosomal protein S17 (gene RPS17). Lineage: Eukaryota; Metazoa; Chordata; Amphibia; Anura; Bufonidae. Gene Ontology annotation, biological process: translation. Gene Ontology annotation, cellular component: ribosome. The transcript is spliced from 5 exons. Gene Ontology annotation, molecular function: structural constituent of ribosome. The record is from RefSeq and is a predicted model, not a curated record. The coding region runs from base 87 to 497 and encodes 136 amino acids.